AUGGGCGCCUAUUUCACGGCCACAGAUCAUAUUUUUGAAGCUGCUGGAUCCGUCGACAUAGCCGUUCUCCUUUCGUUCUUCUUGUAUUGGAAUAGACGAUCAACAAAGGAGAGAAAGGCUGAUAGGGAGAGCCGCGAGCGGAGAAACAAGUACAUGGCUGCACAGUUGAAGAAAGUGGAUGCCACAGCCGUCCCUGCGCCUCCUGCUCACACACGGGAGUUGACUUUGGAGGAACUGCGCAGUGUCCAGUUUAUCCUUGAAGAAGGCUUGAAGAGUGUCGAUGACUUCUCUAACAUUGGUAUUUUUGAUCAGUUUCAAACAGCUUCGAUCCGGUAUAAACUGUACGAGCGACUGUACCUUCUGGCCAUGUACCAAGCCAUAUACGUUCCAAACCUUCGUGGAUACCUGACGCAGUCGUUUCAAAACACCCUUGAAAAAUCCCUCCAUCCCCGAUCCAUCGGGUUUUGGAAAUGGGAAUGCCUUUGGGGGAAGUUCACGCUCGACUGGGAUCCCGUCAAAAAGGACGACAUCAUGGUUUCUGGCUGGUUCUUAAAGGCUGUGACUCUAUAUACUGCCUUAAACGGCGAUCAACAAUAUACCCGGCCCGAUGGUAUCAAGUUCCGAAUCACGAAUGAAAUUGUCUACAGAUACAGCGUUCACUCGUUGUCCAAAGCCAUUGUCGACCAAUGGGCAGCAGCCCCGCUAUGUCUUUUCCCCUGUGAGCCCGGCUGGAUCUAUACCACAUGCAACCUUUACGGUAUGGUGGGCCAAAUCUUCUACGAUCAUAUUUUCGGAACUUCCUACAGCACUAAAAUUGCCCCAAAAUUCGAAGCGCAAUUAGACACCGAGUUUACUGGGCUCAGUGGCCGGGCUUUAACAAUCUGCAACCAAUUGACCGGGUUUACAAUCCCUGGUGCCGCUGGUGUCCUGAAUGACCUUAUGACGGCUUUCUUGCUUCGUGGUCACUUAGAUUAUAUCGCUCGCCGUAUGUGGGCCAUAUUCCGUGAGGAGAUGAUCCGUUUCGAUGAGACUACCGGAGAUGUCAAGCUUAUCGAUUUGGUGGGCGCAGACAAUAUUGACAUUGGAAAUUAUAAGGUAGGCAAUAUCCAUUUGUUUGCACAGCUUGCGGCAGUAGCUGGUGAAUUUGGAGACGAGCCUCUCCGCCAGGCUUGCCGAGAAAACCUGAAGAGGCGUGUCGGGUUUAUCACGACAAGCACCGGUGCCACUCGUUUAAAUCCCGAACUUACAUCGGAUACGAUGAACACUAUGUAUACUAAGUCGGGUAUUCUCCGUCAUGAAGAUUGGAAAAAGCUGGUUCAGGAGGUAGGUCUACCGAAAAAGCCUUAA
This is a messenger RNA of Penicillium hordei, 1347 nucleotides long. RefSeq lists its product as uncharacterized. The transcript has a single exon. The coding region runs from base 1 to 1347 and encodes 448 amino acids. The record is from RefSeq and is a predicted model, not a curated record. Lineage: Eukaryota; Fungi; Ascomycota; Eurotiomycetes; Eurotiales; Aspergillaceae.